Molecule: messenger RNA, 1467 nt
Organism: Rhodotorula graminis WP1
Lineage: Eukaryota; Fungi; Basidiomycota; Microbotryomycetes; Sporidiobolales; Sporidiobolaceae
Exons: 1
Coding region: 1-1365 (454 amino acids)
Source: RefSeq, a predicted model, not a curated record
AUGCUGCGCCGCGUCAAGCGCUCGUCGUCGUCGCCUCCUCCUCCUCCUCGUCCCGCCGUCCGGCCUCACCUCCCACCGCCCGCCGACGACCUCGACUACGACGAGCUCAACUUUCUCCCCUCGACCUCGCCUCCGAAACCUCGCCCCCAGUCCCGCAAGCGCCCCGACCCUCCCCCUCCUCGACCUCCUCCCGCCGCACCACGCCCCGCUUCCCGCUCCUCGUCUCGCACCACCACUACCACCGCCGCGGCCCCCGCUCCAGGCCUCAACACGCCCUCGGCGAGCCCGCAGGCCGCGCGCCGACCCCCCACGCGCUCCCUCGGCGUGACGAGGCGGGCGAGCGACGGCGCGCCGAGGACGAGAGCCGGCGCGGCAGCGCUCGACGAGCGUGACUUGCGCGGGCGCGCAGUCGGGCCGAGUCGCCGUGCGUCGUCCGGGACGAGGAGCAACGCGCGCACCGGCGGGCGCGAUGGGCGGGGCGAGGAGGACGACGUUGCAGAGCAGCGCCUCGUCGACGAGCCCUCGCCCGCCAAGCGCCGCCGCUCCGACACGCUCAGCAGCCGCAAGGGCCUCGUCUUCAAGGGUCCCGACGUCGACGUUGACGCCCCGCGUCGCUCGCGGCAGCGCGGCGAGCCGCACGACGGCGGUGCGCGCGCGUCGACCUCGUCGAGCCCGGUCAAGGCGCCGUCGCGGCCGAGGAGCAGGGUCCUCGUCCUCGUUGACGACGAGGAGGGCGAGGACGAUGCUGGGCACGAGGACGAGGAGCUCGUGAGCGCGCCCGCGAGGCGCAUCAAGCCCGACCCGGACGGCGCGCCCGCUCUCGAGCUUCGCGCACCUCCACCACGCGCACGAGCAGCGGCGCCGAGCGCAGGGCCGAAACCGGCUCACCCACCACCGUCGCCGAGCUCUGCGUCGCCCUCUCGCGCACUGUCCCUCGGCGGACCCUCGACCUCCUCCUCCUCUGCCUCCUCGACCGCCGCCCGCCGCGCUCACACCCCUUCUACCGCAUCCUCCGGUCCGCCCACCGUCCCAGCCUUCCUCCUCUCCCUCCCGCUCCCCUCCCUCGCGCGCCUCUCCCCCCUCCUGCACGGCCUCGGCCUCUCGUCCGCGCUCGACCUCGUCCAGCUCGCCGCGCCGUCGCCCGCCGCGCGCCGUGCGCGCGACAAGGUGCUCGAGCGCGUCGACGCCAUGGACAGGGUGACGAGGGCCGGGCGGACGGAGGCUGAGAGCGAGGGAGAGAGAGGCGGCGGCGGCGGAGCGGGAGGGGUCACGGCGUGGGAGAGGAUCGUGCUCGACGAGGAGCUCGACGAGGUGUGGCGCAAGUGGGGAGGCGGGGCGAGUGCGACAGAGGGUGCUCAGGCGUGACGAGGAGGAGCCUGUCGCUCUGUGGUUCGGCUGUACCUCGAUGUUGUAGCUCACGGGCGUUAAGAAGGUCCAAGCGCCAAAUCUUAGUCUUUGCCUCGCCUG